GCAACAACAAAGACACACCCCUAACCUCGCUAUGAAGUUUACAAAAUGGCGACUAAAUUGGGUCUGUUGAAAAAUAUGCUAUCGUCAAUGAAAUCAUCAAAAGGAUUUGAUAAAGUGUACAGAAAAUUACAGGUUUUGGAUGCAACUGAAGGGAGAUGCACAUUAAGCUGGAAGGUUGAUGAUGAUCUUCUUAACAUGCAAGGCACUCUGCAUGGAGGGUUAAUCUCCAGUGUUAUUGAUACUGCAACUACCAUGGCACUUACUACAGCUGGAAAAGGGAAAAGAGGAGUCAGCUUGGAACUUAGUGUCAGCUAUAUCAGUGCAGCAAAACUAGGGGAAGUUCUCACCAUUCAAGCAAAUUGCAAGAAGGUUGGAAAUACAAUAGCAUUUACAGAGUCAUCAAUUACAAAUGAAGAUGGAAAACUCAUAGCCACUGGAAAACACACUAAAUUUGUUGGUGAUGUUGGAAAGAAAGAAAGCUAACAGCAAUGAAAUUUUACUGAUAGAUUUUAAGCAAUUAUCAUACAAAAUAGAGUGUGUAUUUGCUUCAAUACAAGCAACUGGAGAGUGGACAACCAAGUAUUGUUUGA
Molecule: messenger RNA, 590 nt
Organism: Rhopilema esculentum
Lineage: Eukaryota; Metazoa; Cnidaria; Scyphozoa; Rhizostomeae; Rhizostomatidae
Product: acyl-coenzyme A thioesterase 13
Molecular function (GO): fatty acyl-CoA hydrolase activity
Source: RefSeq, a predicted model, not a curated record